AUGGGCAAGAGUCAGAGCAAGCUGUCACAGCAGGAGCUGUCCGACCUGCAAAAAGCCACCCACUUCGACAAGAAGGAGUUGCAGCAAUGGUAUAAAGGCUUCCUAAAAGACUGCCCCUCCGGCAUGCUCACCAAGACCGAAUUCCAAAAAAUCUACAAACAAUUCUUCCCCUUCGGCGACCCCUCCAGCUUCGCCGACUACGUCUUCAAUGUCUUUGACGCCGACAAAUCCGGCUCCAUCGACUUUAAAGAAUUCAUCUGCGCCUUAUCCGUCACCAGCCGGGGGAAAAUGGAAGAUAAAUUGGAUUGGGCCUUUCAACUCUACGAUAUCGAUGGCGAUGGCUUGAUAUCUUACGAGGAGAUGUUGAAGAUUGUCGAGGCCAUAUAUAAGAUGGUGGGAAGUAUGGUCAAGUUGCCCGAGGAUGAGGAUACGCCGGAGAAGCGGGUGAAGAAGAUUUUCCGCAUGAUGGAUAAGGAUGAGAAUGGGAGUUUGGAUAUGGCCGAGUUCAAGGAGGGUAGUAAGCGCGAUGAGACGAUCGUGUCGGCGUUGUCGUUGUAUGAUGGGCUGGUAUAA
Recurvomyces mirabilis is the source of this 573-nucleotide messenger RNA. RefSeq names its product Calcium-binding protein NCS-1 (gene ncs1). The transcript is spliced from 4 exons. The coding region runs from base 1 to 573 and encodes 190 amino acids. The record is from RefSeq and is a predicted model, not a curated record. Gene Ontology annotation, cellular component: intracellular membrane-bounded organelle; membrane; cytosol. Gene Ontology annotation, molecular function: calcium ion binding. NCBI's taxonomy places the organism in Eukaryota, Fungi, Ascomycota, Dothideomycetes, Mycosphaerellales, Teratosphaeriaceae.